Molecule: messenger RNA, 3651 nt
Organism: Owenia fusiformis
Lineage: Eukaryota; Metazoa; Annelida; Polychaeta; Sabellida; Oweniidae
Source: the annotation of a GenBank genome assembly
GCACUUCCGGCUAAAAAUUGGUAAAUAUCAAGCCUUCUCUACUAAAAGUAGGCUAUUAUGUAUAGGGUUUGCAGUUUGGAACAUAAAUAAUGACUCAUGGAUUUGCUGAAGUGAUGAUUGAUGAUUCCCCAUUUUAAGAAUAAGAGAAUUUUCAAGAAACCAUACAUCAGUGGAUGAGAGCAUAGGCCAAGGGCUACUACAAGGUGAUCAUUUCUUUACAAAUGAACAAAGAAUUGUCAGAACAAUUGAAAUGGAUCAAUAAUGAAAAUAAUGGGGACAAAUAGAUAUGAUAAAUAGAUAUAUGAAGUUAUAUCUGCAAGAUAACCAAAUGUUUUUGAAUUAGUUCCAAGGACAAUUUUAUUGAGUAAAAUUUUCCAGAAGAAAAUCUGAUUCUUCAGAAUCACAAUGGUGGUUGCAAGCCAGAUGGAGGCUGCUGAUGUCGUUUUUAUUGUUGAAGCAACAUCAAACUUAGGACCUUAUAUCGAGAGUCUUAAACAGUCUUAUAUUCUACCCAUACUUGAACACUUUAGUGGAGGUCCACCUGAUGAGACAGACUAUGGCUGUGAUUACACCUGUACCCUGUACAGCCUGGUGACAUAUUUCUCAUCUGACUGUGCCCCAGAGCCUGCCUCAACAUGCAUGGAGCCCACCAGUAGCACCCACAGAGUCCUGGACUGGAUUGAUAAUAUUCAAUUUAUUGGGGGAGGGUGUAGUGGGAGCAGUCACACAGCUGAGGGUCUAAGCACAGCUGUUCAAGCAUUUGAUGAUUAUGAUGCCCUGAGGAAUCCUGGUGCUGCUAGUCAAAAACAUUGCAUACUGAUCUGCAACUCACCGCCAUACAAUGUACAGAGUCAAGAAAGUUUAAACUAUUCUGGAUUCUACUGUGAACGAUUGGCUGCAAUUCUUGGGGAGAAAGGAGUAUCUUUGUCAGUAAUAUCCCCCAGAAAGCUACCAAUUUUGUCAAAGAUAUUUGACCAGGGCUCCCCUGAUGUUAAAACUUCUACAAUGAAGAACUAUGCUGUUGACAUGAGGCACUUGGUACUCUUGAGGAACAUCCCCUUACAAGAGCGGCCAAUCAGUCCAAGUAUUGAAAAGUCAAGCAUGAGUCUGGAUUUGAAGCCUCAGUUGAACCUGCCUACCAAGCAAAGCCCAGGUUCCGCAACUGCACCCAACAUAGCAAGUAGCCCAAAAGCUGGUUCGGGCAUAAAGAGAGGUAGCCCAUUGAAUGUCAGUGGUGACUUCAAAGUGCCAAUCAGUACAGCGCCAUCUGCUCAGCAAUUGCCAGGUUCCCAAACAGCUGUUCAAACUGGAAUAAACCAGUUGCCAUCACGUCCAGGAGCUCAUCCAGCGCCACAGGCUUCCAUGGCAACAAGACCCCAGUUAACACCAGCGGUCACACAGUCACAAGUGGCUCCAUCUUUGGGACAAAUUGCCCAGACUCGAGGAAUGUUACCGCAAAAUACACAAAAUAAACUAAACCCAGGUGGCCAAAUGAUUGGACAUCGAAUGGCACAGCCAAGGAUGGGCCAACCAGAUGCACUUAACCAGCAGAUAAACAGUACACAGCAACAACAGCCACGAAUGAUGACAUCACAAAGCCAAAAUAUACCCUCUCAAGGUCAAGGAUCAAUGACCUCAUUAGGCCAGGGUAUGCCCCCUCAAGGUCAAGGGCCUAUGACAUCAUUAAGCCAGAAUGUGACCUCUCAAGGUCAGGGACCUAUGACUUCAUUAGGCCAGGGUGUGCCCUCCCAAGGUCAAGGCCCAAUGACUUCAUUAGGACAGGGCAUGUCCUCUCAAGGUCAAGGGUCUAUGACAUCAUUAGGUCAAGGUAUACCCUCUCAAGGUCAAGGACCAAUGACCUCCUUAGGUCAGGGUAUGAAUCCUCAAGAUCAAACUUCAAUGACCACACAAGGGCAACAAUUGACCCAAACACAGAUGUUGCAGAAUCAGAUAAACCAGCAACGUUUGCUUGUACAGAAACAACAACAACAGCAGCAACAACAACAGCAACAACAACCCCAAAUGCCAGGUCAAAUGAAUCAACCUGGUCAACCAAUGCCUCCUACCACCCAGCAACAAGGACAAAUUGGGCCCCUGGGUCAGAACCCUCAUACCUCACAAGCUGCCCUAGGCCCUCCCAACCAGAAUCCUGGCCUUGCCACCAAUCCAAUCCCCACUCCAACCAUGAAUGAGCAACCAAUGGAUAUAGGUGGCACUGGAAACCCUUUACUCGAGGGUAAUGUGCCCAACCAGACCGGGCCCCAAGGUCAACAGAUGGCGCAACAACCUCAAAGAAGGAUAUGGCAAGGGAUUGUAGAAUGGCAAGAUAAAAAUAGGGACCCUCAACAGAAAAAGGUUCGAAAUCUUCAGUGUACUGUUGCUACAUCAGAUGGAGAUAUAAAUACAACCACAUGGCCUCGGAAGUUACUCCUACAGCUUAUUCCACAGACCCUACUUACCCCCCUUCAGGCGAUGUUCAAAAAUUCUCGGACCGUGACAUUUCAUUUUGCUAACACUGAUAUAGAGGCUAUGAAGAGUCUAUAUAAACAUAUGGCACAGGGAUUUGCUGGCUGUUUUAAUUUCAAUGGCAAUUUAGCGACGGCUGACGUGAAAGUUCUAAUGAUGCUGUUUAGCUCUCGUAAAAAACAGUUUGUUGGUCUCAUCCCAAACGAUCAACAACAAUUCAUUAAAGUCUUUAGAAUGGUCAUUAUGAAAGACCCGAAGGUAAACAUGAACCCAGCUGGAAGGGGUGCAGGCUUGCUGAACAAUAUAACUAACCCAGGAAGCAGCAAUACACAGGUUGGGCCUGGGGGUUUACAGACAGCCCAGGGAGGGCUUAAUGUAUCAAGUGGGCAACAAAACCUACAGCUGCAACAACAACAGCAACAACAGCAGCAACAGCAGCAACAAAUGCCCAAUGCUCGUACUUUGGGUACAGUUCAACAACAACAACAACAACAACCAAUGGGUGGUCUGCAAUCUCAACAAGGCAAUAUGACUGUAUCUCAAUCAAUGCAAUCAAUUCCUACGUCAUUACAACAGUCUCAAGGCAUCCAAUCACAGGGUGGUGUUCAAUCCCAAGGUGCCCCACAAAUACACUCACAGCCAAAUGUUGCCACACAGCAAAUGGGAGCAUCCCAGAAUGCUUUGCAACAGUCACAGCAGACGGCACCAACUGGAGGUGCUCCCCCAAAUACCCCUACUAAUUUUGACAAACAAGCUCAUAUGCAACAUAUAAAGGAUCUAGAACAACAGCUAGCAGCAGCCAAGCAAAAAGAGAAGCAGAUUCAGUCGAUUGAACAAGCCAGAGUAUUAGCCCAACAACAGCAACAGCAGCGUUUACAGCAACAACAACAGCAGCAGCAGUUACAAGCUGCACAGCAGCAGAGGAUACAAUUACAACACCUGCAACAGCAGCAGCAACAGCUGCAGGGUUCACAGCAGAACCCACAGCAACUGAGGAAUAUACUAAUGAAUCCGCAACAGCAGCAACAACAGCAAAGACUACAACAACAACAGCAACAACAACAGUUAAUGAUGGGUCAACGACCUCGAGCCCCAGCCCCCCAAAGCAUGAUGGGAACUGGUGGCCAAAUGGGACAACUUGGACAACAGCAACAAAAUUUCAAUAUGGACGAUUUAUAUGGAUAA